Molecule: messenger RNA, 3757 nt
Organism: Xenopus laevis (African clawed frog)
Lineage: Eukaryota; Metazoa; Chordata; Amphibia; Anura; Pipidae
Gene: gcnt1.S
Product: glucosaminyl (N-acetyl) transferase 1 S homeolog
Exons: 3
Coding region: 1039-2325 (428 amino acids)
Cellular component (GO): membrane; Golgi membrane
Molecular function (GO): acetylglucosaminyltransferase activity; beta-1,3-galactosyl-O-glycosyl-glycoprotein beta-1,6-N-acetylglucosaminyltransferase activity; glycosyltransferase activity
Source: RefSeq, a predicted model, not a curated record
ACGAGUCUGCACACUUCUUCUUUACGAGAGCGCAUGCAGGAUGGUGAUGUCCCAAAAUGCGCUCCGUACUAAAACGCGUUCCGUACCCACACCCCACCAGCGUGUCUGAUAAGAUGGACCCAGGAGCUGUGAUCUGCUGCUUUAUCCACUCCUAUCUAACUCUCUCUUCUCCACAAUGACUAGUACCUUCCCUAACUCACCCCUUCAAAUGACCUAAACUCCACCCCUAAUACUACACAAUAAGCCCAGUAAUUAACCUCUGCCUGACAGCUUUGUACCGCCCAACAGGACAGCAAUUAUUUCCCUUUCCAGCACAAGCCCUAUUUAUUGAGCUCCAAUGGGUAAAUACUGUCUGUAGCGCUUACAGGACCGGCGUCACAAACACGGCUGGAGUUGCCCUUUCACUCGUGGCCUGAUGAUGGCGCCACACUGCCGCUGCACACAAGCUUUCUGACUCACGUAUAAAAGAAACAUGAAUGAAAUCGCCAGUGGAAAGAGUUUGGAGCCUGGGAAGGGGCUGAAGGUGGGGGUGAGGGAAGAAGAGGCGGAGCAAGGCCAGCAGUUCCUCCCCUCUAGGUCGUACAUGGAUGAAAAGGAAGGGUCGCUGGGUUGUUGAAAGUGCCAGUGCUCGCUCUUCUGUCUUGGUGAUCGCAUUGUGUUUUCCCAGAGAAGCUGACAAAUCUAUUGUCUUUUUCGGACCCGUGCUUUUACUGGUGCUUGACCGACCCCUGCCUCCCAGAGCCCUAAACCAUGUACUCUUCAGCCUUACUAAUGUUCUGCCAGUCCUGUUGUUCUCGUAAGAUGUCUUGCACUGAUCUUGUCAAGUUGAAUAAAUGUCUGUACAGUGAAUAAAGGAUGUGGCUGGGCUGACCAACCUGAAGCCCUCAAGCUGUCGCAGAUCUGGUUUCUUUUCUUCAUACCAUCAAGACUUAAAUAAACUAUAGUUGACCUCUACCUACAAGAAAGUGACUUUGAAGCUUGUUUAAUUAUUUUACUUUUUGUCCUCUCUAUUUUGGAUUAUAUAAAAUCUCCUCUGAAAUGCUGACACGGAAACUAAGACAUUGUAAAGUAAAACAAGUGAACUUUGUGUUCCUUGUGGCACUUGCUGUAGCAACCAUUACAUUUGUAACAAACCACAGCAAAUAUCCAUUUUUUACCAACAUGAACCUGGAACUCACAGACCUUAAUGACAUUUAUUCUGUUAACUGCACCAAGAUUUUAAAAGGAGAUUUAGAGGAAAUCCAGAAUGCCAAAUUGGAGAUGUUAACUGUAAAGUACAAAAGCCAACAGCAUCAGCUCACAGAAGAUGACUAUAUUAACAAGACAAACAACUGUGAAUCCUUCACCAGAGACCGAAAAUAUAUAUUGUACCCACUAAGCAAAGAAGAACGUGAGUUUCCCAUUGCAUACUCAAUAGUGGUCUACCAUAGGAUUGACAUGCUUGAGAGGCUGCUGCGCUCCAUAUACACUCCUCAGAAUUACUACUGCAUUCAUGUCGACAAGAAAUCUUCUCUGUCUUUUCUGAAUGCGGUGAAGGCCAUAACUUCUUGUUUUGAAAAUGUGUUCAUUGCUAGCCAAUUAGAAAGUGUGGUCUAUGCGUCGUGGACUAGGGUGCAGGCUGAUAUAAAUUGCAUGAAAGAUCUUCACAAUAAAAAUGCACAAUGGAAAUACUUAAUAAACCUCUGUGGUAUGGAUUUUCCAAUAAAAACAAAUCAAGAGAUGGUAGUAAUGUUAAAGGGAUUAAAGGGUCAAAACAGCCUGGAAACUGAAAGAAUGCCUCCACAUAAAGAAGUUCGGUGGCGAAAACAUUAUGAAAUUGUUGACAAUUCCAUUAGGAAAACUGAAACUGACAAAACACCUCCUCCUCUUGAGACGCCAAUGUUUUCUGGUAGUGCCUACUAUAUUGUAACGCGAGCAUUUGUUAGUUAUAUUUUGGAAAAUGAAAAGAUCAAACAUUUUUUAGAAUGGUCUAAGGAUACAUACAGUCCUGAUGAAUUCAUAUGGGCCACUCUUCAACGUAUUCCUGGAGUACCGGGUUCUGUACCAGCUAAUAGCAAAUAUGAUGUUUCUGAUAUGAACGCUUAUGCCAGAUUUGUGAAAUGGCAGUACUUAGAAGGAGAUGUUGCCAAAGGAGCACCAUAUCCCCCGUGUGCUGGGGAUCACGUUCGUUCCGUUUGUAUAUUCGGGGCAGGGGACUUGGAAUUUAUGCUGCAAAAGCAUCAUUUGUUUGGUAACAAGUUUGAUAUGGAUGUUGACCCUACUGCCAUAAAGUGCCUAGAGGAACAUUUAAGACACAAAGCACUAAAUCCAGAACUGCAAGUAUAAUCUUUUUGGCUGAUUGUCAUUGUGCUCCCUUGAACUGAGAAGGAACUCGUAAUUUAUAUAUGACACAGAUUUUGCAUCCAGAAUAUCAAAUUUUUCACAUGUUCUAAAACCUUUUCAGGGACUGAUUUACAUAUGUACAUGGAUACUGGAGUGCAGUUCCAAUACUAAGUUACCAACUAAUAAGCACCUGAUUGGCAACUAUACUUGUUCAGCUUAGCAUCUAUGUUUGUAAAUGAGCCAUUUAGUGGGAACUUUUUUAUGUGGGGCAAGAGGGAAUCGUCUGCACAUAUUCUUAAUGUUUGUUUUUUCAUUUAGAAAUACCUAAAAUGUUAGUUAAUUAAAAGGGAGUAGGGUUGAAGCCAUGAAUGUUUUGGAUUAUAUGAGACCAAACAAAGAUUUUGUAAAAAAAAAAAUUCACUUGCGCUGGAAAAUAAAAUUAAAUAUUUAUUUUGCUUAUGUUUCCCAUUUAAGUAUUUUUGUUUUCUUUUUGUGUGUCUUGUAAUUGUAUGUUUUACAAACAGCCAUGGCUUUUUAUAAACUGAACAGAAAAUACUGGUAGCAUCAAAGAACUUGGUCCAUCCUGGACCUUCUAUAGAAUAUAGAAGAAUAUAUAGUAACUCAAGUGAGUUAAAUAAUUUUGUCCUUUUAAAAAAUCUUUAUUUCCCUGUUUCUGAAAAAUUUUGCUGUUAUUUAUUUUCUAGCUCCUUAUUUCCGUGACUUGGUGUCCUGUUCUUCUACAUGUGUUUUAGUUGAAAUGUCUCUUUACAUUUUAGUGAGUUUUCGGCAGAGGUUUUGUAAUGAAAUUCUGUGUUCCAAUAUUCAUAUUAGAUUUUUUUUUUUUGAAUGCUCUGCUUUAAGCUGAAGUGGCAUUAAACUCUCUAUUUGUACCGAAACUGAAGGUGAUGGUGAUUUUUUUUUUUUAAAUUUAUGAAGGUUUUUGCUAUGUUAAAAAAAAUAUUCUUAAGAGCACCCUGUUGCUUUCCUCUGUUAAGGUAUUAUAAAUUUCAUUUAGCUAUUGGAGUAAUAUUAGAAGGUACGUUAGGUCAAAAUUUGGAUGACAGGUGGUUGGUUGGUUGGUUGAUCUCUGAUCAGGCUCAUACCUGGUCAGAGGAGAUCAAAAGUAGCAAGGCAAUGAAUAUAGCAUGUCUCUUAUAAUGCCUUUAUCAACCCCUUAUUUUCUAACCAGAUAUGGAAGGUAAAUGCUGGAAUAGAUAUCACUAAUCACCCCCUUACUUGUUUUUUUUGGUUGCAAAGUUGAAAACUCUUUAGAUAAGGUAUCCAAUACCUAUAGAAAUCUCAUCUAUUUUUUUUUUCUUUUUAAAAUUGCAACAAGGGUAGGUUCCGAUAAUGUAAAAUAUAUACACACUUCUGAAACGUAUUUAUUUUGAUACCAAAUGUAAAGUGUGUUAGAUUAAAUUUUUUUUGCAUCAGA